GAAGCAUGUAUCGCUGCGUGUACGCAAAUUUUUUCCCUGCUGCUCUUCAACCUCGUCGUCUAAAGCGAUGGCAACCGAGCUCUGGCGAUACAGUCUGGAUUAGAGAGAGCUAAAGUGGGAAGGCAACGACGGGAUCGCGCGUACGAAGAAAGUAUUUAAUGUUGGAUCUUUUGAACUGGCUUCUAAUUGAGUUAUAUGUGGAGUUAAUGGAAUAUCAAGACAUCUAGCAUACCGUAACCUCUCCCACACAGAAUUUCAAGGUUUGUGCGACGAAAAAGAGAGUAAUCUUUUUACAAACAGAAACAUUACUAGAAGCCAACUGUUUAUCCAGGGCCCUCCAUGGGAAAGUCAAGCAACUUUAUGGAGCCUGCUUCUUUGGAUACUAGAAGACCCAAAGGAAAAGCUGUUUCUCCCAGAGAAGCUGGAAUAGGAUCAUAUAAGAGAAUUGCAAAUUCUCUCAAGUCUUCUAAGAUGCCCGAGGCCGCUAAGGAAAGUGGAGGCAAUGAUGGGCUAAAAUUUCCAACCCAAAUUCAGUAUGGCGUUAGUGAGUGCAUGCACAAUAUUAAGGCAUGCGAUACUAGUGCAAACUCUGUCCACAGAUGCACAUCUAAUAUUGAAAGAGAAGAAGGUUUUGGUUUUUCUGCUUCUGAGCUUGGUGGGUUGCGCGGAAAACCAUCAGUUGCUGCUGAUAUUCACGCUUCAAAAGCCCCUCAACAUGGUUCUUGGUGCCAUGAUGAAAAUUUUAAAAAAGAAUCCUGUAAAUCCUCAACAGUAAGAAACCAUGGCCAGAAACUAUCUAUUGAUGUUGUUUCAAACAGUGAUAAUCAUCGUAUUUCAUCCGGACAACCAAGAAUUUCACCAAGUUCUGCAAAAGUUGGAUUUUUGUCUUCCUAUGCAAACUCCUCAAAAGAAAAUCCUUCGUUUGAGUUCUUUGUGGUAUCUGAGGAGGGUGUUAACCUUUAUGUUGAUUUGAACUCAAUUCCAUCAGAAUGGAUCACAAGUUUAAAAGAUGAAGUCUGCAUCGAUCAGAGAUUGCAGCAUCACAGCUUAGUGUCUUUCUCCAACCCUGCUAGAUGCUCUUCAGAUACUUGUCAGCAUAUGAAAGCUUCUCCAUCUGAAUAUAGUGGGCUAAAUCUACAGAUCAACGAGGUUGAAACAAACACAGGAUGCACCAAUUCUUCAUUAUGUUCCGUGGUUAGUGAGAAUUGCCAGUCUGAGGUCUUUCCACUAGAUGCAACUGUUGCUUCUUCUGGAUCUUUUAUUAUAACUGCAAGCAAUACUCCGACUGAAAUACCAGGGCAUUUGGAAAGAACAGUUUCUUCUCCUUGUGUAGAUUAUUCUAAUUUUGGAAACUCUAAUAUGGUUGAUGAUAUGUUUUUCUCCCUGGAAAAAACCAUAAUACAUCAGGACUCUAUAGACGCUUCAUUCAAAACAAUACAGAGCAAUCAGACAGUACAUGAUGUGUCAACCAAGUCUAAUGCAGAUGAAAUUCCCUGUGCUGGUGUGACAACAGAAAAUAUUGAGACUACGGAGUGCCAUAGCCUGAGCUUUCAAAAAACGGAUGGCAAUGUCGAACUUACAACCGAGACCAAUUUUGCUGCAAGUGUUUGUGCGAAAAAUAAUUUCACGGAACUUGAUGAGAUUUUAGAAAAUUCGAAAAUUACUGACAUUGGUAUUGUUGAGAAUCAGAUAAAUGUGAAACAUUUAAAUUUGGAAAGAGAUUCAAGAUGCAACAACACUGACAUGUCAUGUCACAAUGGUCAAUCAUCAGAUUUCGAUCAACCAGGAAAUUCUUUGCCUGAGAAUGCCUCAAGAUAUGAAAAUUCGAGAAAAAGCAAUCUGCGGAAGAGAAAAUCAAAAUCUUCGCAAUUUCAGAAUCCCACGGACAACGAAGUCUCCAAAAGAACCCAUUGUUCAGAAGAUAAUGAAGAGAAUGAGAAGAGAAAUGUUGUCUCUUUUGGUGCAGUUAAGAAUGAAACAAUACCACAAAAUGUGAAGUCUUCGGCGAAGGAAAAUAUGAAUGAUUUGGCUGUUCUUCGCCGGCGAUCUUCGCGGCUUCUUUCGAAGGUUUAGUAAGGUUUUUAUGGGAAAAACAAUAGCUUUAGAAUAUUCUGAUUAAAUUUUUUGUUAGAUGGACUUUAGAAUGAUUGUAUAUGCUUUAGAAUGUG
Messenger RNA from Phalaenopsis equestris, 2168 nucleotides. RefSeq lists its product as uncharacterized. NCBI's taxonomy places the organism in Eukaryota, Viridiplantae, Streptophyta, Magnoliopsida, Asparagales, Orchidaceae. The coding region runs from base 340 to 2073 and encodes 577 amino acids. The record is from RefSeq and is a predicted model, not a curated record. The transcript is spliced from 7 exons.